AGAGAGAGAGAGAGAGAGAGAGAGAGAGAGAGAGAGAGAGAGAGAGAUGGGCAAGAGGAUAGAAGGAAUCCUUCACAUGGUCGGAGGAGCUGGGGAAACCAGCUACGCCUCCAAUUCUAAGUUUCAGGAGAAGGUACUUCACAUGGCGAAGCCAAUACUGGAGGAGGCAAUUGGAGGGGUUUACAUGUCGCUGCUCCCCGAGAGGAUGGCCGUGGUCGACUUAGGUUGUUCCUCGGGCCCUAACACUUUGGAGGUGGUCUCCGAGGUGCUCGACGUGAUUGGCAAGCUACGUCGGAGCCUGGGACGCCAGGAGAUGCCGGAGAUCCUGUUCUUCUUGAAUGACUUCCCGGGGAAUGACUUCAAUCACGUCUUCCGGUCUCUGGGAGAUUACAAGAGGAAGGUCGAGGAGGAGAAGGGGAAGCUGCUGGUGCCAUACUACGUCGUGGGAGUUCCAGGUUCCUUCUACGGCAGGCUUUUCCCUAGUCAAAGUGUCCACUUCUUCAACGCUUCCAGCUGUCUCAACUGGCUCUCUCAGGUUCCUGAAGGUGAACAGGGAGUUCUACUCAACAAUAAGAACAUCUAUGUUGCAGAGACAAGCCCACUGGAAGUUGUGAAAGCAUAUCAAGACCAACGCCAAAGAGACUUGUCAGAGUUCCUUCGGUGCCGUCAUGCAGAACUAACCUACGGAGCAAGAAUGGUAUUGUCAUUUGUAGGAAGGAAAGCGAGUUAUCCACCCUGGGGAGACAUGGGACACCUUUUCGGCCUGUUAGCCGAAGCCCUGAGUGCUUUGGUGUCACAGGGUAUCAUAGAGGAGGACAAACUGGUGACCUUCAAUUUGCCGUAUUAUGCACCUUCCAUGGAAGAAGUAAAGGCAGUGAUCCAUAGGGAAGACAGUAUAGUAAGCGGAAAGAACGUCGUAGGAUAUAUGAGAGCAUCGUUUCAACCCUUGAUUGCAGAGCAUUUCGGGGAUGCCAUACUGGAUGAGUUAUUCUCUAUAUAUGCAGCCAAUAUCUCCAGGCAUCUCCUUCAACAGAAAAGUAAGCACUACCAAUUUGUCAUUUCAUUGAAGAAGAAGGAGAAGAAGAAGGAGGAGGAGGAGGCUGACGGCGAUGCUGCUGCUGCUGCUGCUGCUUGGUGA
This is a messenger RNA of Musa acuminata AAA Group (dessert banana), 1138 nucleotides long. RefSeq names its product anthranilate O-methyltransferase 2-like. Gene Ontology annotation, biological process: methylation. Bases 47 to 1138 code for a protein of 363 amino acids. The record is from RefSeq and is a predicted model, not a curated record. Gene Ontology annotation, molecular function: S-adenosylmethionine-dependent methyltransferase activity. NCBI's taxonomy places the organism in Eukaryota, Viridiplantae, Streptophyta, Magnoliopsida, Zingiberales, Musaceae. The transcript is spliced from 4 exons.